Molecule: messenger RNA, 1237 nt
Organism: Rhincodon typus (whale shark)
Lineage: Eukaryota; Metazoa; Chordata; Chondrichthyes; Orectolobiformes; Rhincodontidae
Gene: esd
Product: esterase D/formylglutathione hydrolase
Exons: 8
Coding region: 95-922 (275 amino acids)
Biological process (GO): formaldehyde catabolic process
Cellular component (GO): cytosol
Molecular function (GO): S-formylglutathione hydrolase activity
Source: RefSeq, a predicted model, not a curated record
CUCGUUCCUGUCCAGGCGGAGUUACCACCAACUCCUUCCCCCCGGACACGACAUAUCACCUCUCCGCUCCCCCAGAGCUUAGUGCCUGCAUUUUAUGUUCCUGGCUCUAGGGAAGAGAGUCGCCGUCUCCGCUGCUCGAGCCCGAGCCGUUAGCGCGGUCAGAGUGACAAAAAUGGCCCUGACUCAAAUCUCAAGCGCCAAGUGUUUUGAAGGAUAUCAGAAGGUGUAUGAACAUGACAGCUUGGAGUUAAAAUGCAAGAUGCGGUUUGGAAUUUAUCUGCCUCCAAAAGCAGAGCGUGUGAAGUGCCCUGUGUUAUACUGGCUUUCAGGGUUAACAUGCACAGAGCAAAACUUCAUAACCAAGGCAGGGAGUCAGCAAGCAGCAGCUGAACACGGCAUUAUCAUCGUAGCCCCAGACACCAGUCCCCGUGGCUGUAAUAUUCAAGGUGAGGACGAUAGCUGGGAUUUUGGUACAGGGGCUGGGUUCUACGUCAAUGCCACAGAGGACCCUUGGAAGACAAACUACAAGAUGUACACCUAUAUUACAGAGGAGUCUCUGAUAACAUCUGGGCAGUCAGUGUCAGCACUUGCUCCUAUCUGCAACCCUGUGCAGUGCCCUUGGGGCCAGAAAGCAUUCACUGGAUACCUUGGCUCUGAUAAAAGCAAAUGGGAGGCCUAUGAUGCCACUUGCCUGGUGAAAACCUAUUCAGGACCUCUCCUGGAUAUACUUAUUGACCAAGGGAAGGAUGAUCAGUUCCUGGCUGCAGGACAGUUACUCCCUGAUAGCUUCAUCACAGCUUGUACUGACAAGAAGAUACCUGUUGUUUUUCGGCUUCAGGAGGGAUAUGACCAUGGCUACUACUUCAUUGAGACAUUUAUUACAGACCAUAUCAAGCAUCAUGCAAAGUACCUGAAUGCUUAAGCGUCACCAGCAGUAAUGAUCAUCUCAGCUGUGCCUUUUAAUCAUGUAGCAGUCGUAGAGCAUAACCUGAAAAAUUAGCUGUUCCCAUGAUGUCCCAGGAUGAUGAACAUUAUUUCCCUUGUCUGCACGUGGUGGCUGGCAGGAUCUGGACAACUUGUUGACCCGCACUGAUCUGUGCUCAUCUUGAGAAUGGAGAUGUGUCCAAAUGAAGUCACUGUACUUGAUUUGUUUUUUUGAAAUCUAACAUCAUGCCCAUACCAACCCAAUGAAAACAAUCUGUGAGCACAACCUUUAAAUAAAGUCAAUUAAACAGCA